Daucus carota subsp. sativus is the source of this 342-nucleotide messenger RNA. RefSeq names its product nuclear transcription factor Y subunit B-4. Bases 1 to 342 code for a protein of 113 amino acids. The transcript has a single exon. Lineage: Eukaryota; Viridiplantae; Streptophyta; Magnoliopsida; Apiales; Apiaceae. Gene Ontology annotation, molecular function: protein heterodimerization activity; DNA-binding transcription activator activity, RNA polymerase II-specific; RNA polymerase II cis-regulatory region sequence-specific DNA binding. Gene Ontology annotation, biological process: regulation of transcription by RNA polymerase II. The record is from RefSeq and is a predicted model, not a curated record. Gene Ontology annotation, cellular component: CCAAT-binding factor complex.
AUGGUUGAGGAACAUGACAGAUUGCUUCCAAUUGCAAAUGUUGGUCGGAUAAUGAAGCAAAUUCUGCCAGCAAACGCCAAGAUUUCAAAAGAAGCCAAAGAAACAAUACAAGAAUGUGCAUCUGAGUUCAUAAGUUUUGUGACAGUGGAGGCAUCUGACAAGUGUCACAAGGAGAACCGCAAAACAGUUAAUGGAGAUGACAUCUGUUGGGCUCUGGGUUCACUAGGGCUUGAUCACCAUGCUGAGGCUACUGGAAGGUACUUGUAUAAAUUUAGAGAGUUCGAAAGGGAGCGAGCUAAUCAAAGCAAAGCCAUCACUGCAGGCAGAGAACAGAAAGAUUGA